UAAACAAUAUGGCGGACGCUUCGUGCGUGAGGGGAAUUGCUAGAAUCGCUCUAAUUUCCCGAAUAACAGUUUUCAUUUUACAGCUUUGUUUUAACCAUUUUCUUGAUGAUUACGACUCUUCGUCUUCUUUACCACUUUCUACUGAAGAAAGCACAGCCGAUAGAGGAAUAGCAAUCCUUCUCAAUGGAUUCCACAAAUGGGACUCCGUUUACUUCCUGAAAAUUGCAGAUGAAGGUUACAAGUAUGAGCAAUACAUGGCUUUCUUCCCUCUUUAUCCCAUGCUAAGCAGAGCAGUCACAUCCCUUGUACAUCCAUGCACAGGUGGCCUAGUUCAAUUCUCAAAUGUUUUGUUACUUUUGUCGUGUACAGUAAGCUGGGCUGCAUUUAUCAUUGCUUCAGUUCAUCUCUACAAACUCGGUUUGUUUGUAGUUAAAGACAAUGUUGUAGCUUAUAUUGCUGCAGUGCUCUUCUGUAUCAACCCUGCAAGUGUGUUCUUUUCAAGCGUCUACACAGAGAGCUUAUUUGCUUGUUGUUUAUUUUGUGGGCUGUACCACCUUGUUAAGGCAAAGAGGCUAUCCCAGUGGCUAUUAUCAUCAAUUGUGCUGUCUUUAGGAACUGCAACAAGGUCAAAUGGGAUCCUUUCAUGUGGAUUUGUAACACAUUCUAUUCUCACCUCAACAGCUGGAGAAAUGUUAACUAAAAAAGAAUCCAAAAAGUCAGUAUAUCAGAUACUGAGAGCUUUUAUGCAAACCAUGGCUAAUCUGGUGAUCUGUAAUUUUGUUGUCCUUUUGCCAUUUAUGCUAUUCCAGUGGUACGGUUACCGUUUGUACUGCCGCUUACCUGUCAGUGGCUACUUUACCACUAUGGACCUACCGCCCUGGUGUAACAAGUCCCUACCGAUGCCGUACUCCUAUAUACAGAAUCAUUACUGGAAUGUUGGGUUUCUAAAUUAUUUUGAGCUGAAGCAAAUUCCCAACUUCAUUCUGGCAAGCCCCAUGAUACUACUUAGUGUUCUAUCAAUAACGAUGUACAUUCUAAAUCAGAAUGGAGCAAAAGCUGCUAAAACUCUUGGUUUGUUGCGAAGCAUAACAAACAGUAGUGGCAAGUCUGGUGUUUAUUGCCCUGCAGUUUUUGUGUACAUAGCACAUCUGACAUUUCUUACAGCUUUUGGAGUGACGUCUAUGCAUGUUCAGGUGGUAACAAGGAUGAUUGCAUCUUCGUCUCCUGUUAUCUACUGGUUUGCGGCUGAGUGUGUUAUCAACCAGUUUAACACUCCUCAGCAAGGGCCAUAUUUGCUUCCUCCCUUGGGUUCUACUGUCAUAGGGUACUUUGUUCUGUAUAGUGUUCUUGGAGUUGUUUUACACUGCAACUUUUACCCAUGGACAUAAUAAAGAACAAUAUUACAAAUCCUUGCAUAUAUCAACAAAGAUCAUGUGCAAAUAACUUGACUUAUACUGUACUUAUACUGGCACCACCAAAAUAAUUGCAAAACCAUGGAAAUAAGUGUUGCCAAAAAAUCCCUUGUUUCCUUUGUUACAUUAGUUUACUCUAGAGACAAAACAAGAAGACCAAACCUCA
This is a messenger RNA of Nematostella vectensis (starlet sea anemone), 1578 nucleotides long. Its product is annotated as GPI mannosyltransferase 2. Gene Ontology annotation, molecular function: alpha-1,6-mannosyltransferase activity; GPI mannosyltransferase activity. Lineage: Eukaryota; Metazoa; Cnidaria; Anthozoa; Actiniaria; Edwardsiidae. Bases 9 to 1388 code for a protein of 459 amino acids. The transcript has 4 exons. Gene Ontology annotation, biological process: GPI anchor biosynthetic process. Gene Ontology annotation, cellular component: endoplasmic reticulum membrane; mannosyltransferase complex. The record is from RefSeq and is a predicted model, not a curated record.